CAACAAUGACUAGUAAAGUUUCCUCCAACUAUGAUGUUUGCCUUUACUUUUUGGCUAUAAUUUUGCCUCCACUUUCCGUCUUGUUCAAGCGAGGUUGUGCAGCUGAUUUUUGGAUCAACAUCUGCCUAAGUAUCUUGGGAUGGAUUCCAGGAAUUAUUCAUGCAUGGGAACUUUUGGCAUUGAAUAUCUCAAGCUCAGCAAUGAAACUUUUAACUUUUCUCGUCAUGAGAGAGACGAGGAGAGACGCAAAAGAAGCCGAGGUUCGAUUGGGUUGGGUGGGAAGCCCUGCUGAACUCCCUUCCUUGGCUCCCUCGUCACCAUCUGCAAAGCGGAGCUCCGAGUCGAAGGUUGAAAAAAAAGAACCAAAGGCGCAUACGAACUCAGUCGUGUACACGUCUUUUCACCUCAAAGAGUCAGGAGAUUGGCAUUUUAGGGGAUUCGGAAUGCGCAAGGAUUACGAAAAGCAUAUCGUAUGGCACUCAGCGCUCAGAAUCACAGAACUAAGAUUCUUGAAUGUUGCUUGCUGUCAAUGUUUACGAGUAAAUGUAACGAAUUUCAGCGGCAUAAUGGAUGUGAAGUCAUGGGACUUGCUUUUUACACCCGGAGCCUUAAACCUCACGUAUAAUACGCAGUAA
Lentinula edodes (shiitake mushroom) is the source of this 635-nucleotide messenger RNA. RefSeq lists its product as uncharacterized. The record is from RefSeq and is a predicted model, not a curated record. The transcript is spliced from 8 exons. Gene Ontology annotation, cellular component: membrane. NCBI's taxonomy places the organism in Eukaryota, Fungi, Basidiomycota, Agaricomycetes, Agaricales, Omphalotaceae. The coding region runs from base 6 to 635 and encodes 209 amino acids.